CAUGCUGCCAUUGAAAUAAACGGAGUCCGACUCCACGGGAGGAAUGUUUGGAACUAUAGAGCGCUCCAUAACCCGGAAGUUCUGUCCGCCAUGUUUUACAACGGAGUCCUAUGGGAGUGUCGCCACUCUGUUCUUAUCUAUCGCUCUGACCUGGCUAUAUUGAGGCGUUUAAGCGUAACUUACUAGUUCUUGUCCACCUUAUUUUUUUACAGUGUUUUGAAACCCUGACAAAAUUUAACUUAAGUAUGUCGGACAAGACAGAGGUGAAUCUGACCGGAGUCCAACAAAGUAAAGGCGUGUGGCUGGUAAAGGUUCCCAAGUAUUUAUCUCAGCAGUGGGAGAAGGCCCAAGAAAAGGGGGAAGUUGGAAGGAUUACCAUUGGCAAGAAGCAAGGCAAAACAGAGGUACGUUUCAGCCUGAACGAGGAGCUGACGGCCCUGGGCGCUGUGGGGGAGAAGGAUGCAUCACUGCAGGUCCCAAAGGAUCACCCCUUCACUAUGCACACAGUGGGUGGACAGACCAUGGCUGUCUUCAGCCAGAGCGAUGCAGCCACAAAUCUUUAUAUAUCUACUGACUACUAGGCAUGUGCCUGGCAG
Epinephelus moara (kelp grouper) is the source of this 596-nucleotide messenger RNA. RefSeq names its product general transcription factor IIF subunit 2-like. The transcript is spliced from 5 exons. Gene Ontology annotation, cellular component: transcription factor TFIIF complex. Bases 246 to 581 code for a protein of 111 amino acids. The record is from RefSeq and is a predicted model, not a curated record. Gene Ontology annotation, biological process: transcription initiation at RNA polymerase II promoter; transcription by RNA polymerase II. NCBI's taxonomy places the organism in Eukaryota, Metazoa, Chordata, Actinopteri, Perciformes, Serranidae.